This is a messenger RNA of Daphnia magna, 1871 nucleotides long. RefSeq names its product protein gooseberry. Gene Ontology annotation, biological process: anatomical structure development; regulation of transcription by RNA polymerase II. The record is from RefSeq and is a predicted model, not a curated record. Lineage: Eukaryota; Metazoa; Arthropoda; Branchiopoda; Diplostraca; Daphniidae. Bases 167 to 1630 code for a protein of 487 amino acids. The transcript has 5 exons. Gene Ontology annotation, molecular function: DNA-binding transcription factor activity, RNA polymerase II-specific; RNA polymerase II cis-regulatory region sequence-specific DNA binding.
CAGGCCGUCGUGAUUCUAAUUCCAAGUCGUGUCGCAGUCACAUCGUAUAUCCGCUGACUUGUGUUUUCAAAGUUCUCCUUGUUUUGUUUUGUUUUGAAGUGCAGCAAGUUCCCAUCCGUCGCGUGCGCUCUUCAUUUUCUGUUGACAUUUGGGGAAGAAGAAGAGAAUGACUGUGACUACCAUCGGCAUGAUGCGCCCUUGUUUCACCACUGGUUAUCCUUUUCAAGGUCAGGGACGUGUUAAUCAAUUGGGUGGGGUUUUCAUCAACGGAAGGCCUUUGCCUAACCACAUCCGUUUGAAAAUUGUUGAAUUGGCGGCUGCUGGUGUCCGUCCGUGUGUCAUCUCGCGGCAGUUGCGCGUUUCGCACGGAUGCGUUUCAAAGAUCCUCAAUCGCUACCAAGAGACGGGCAGCAUCCGCGCCGGAGUGCUUGGUGGAACCCGGCCCAAGCCUAGCCUCCACCCGGACAUCCAGCGCAGGAUCCAAUCCUAUCGUAUGGAGAAUCCAGGCAUCUUUUCCUGGGAAGUUCGCGACAGGCUGAUUAAGGAUGGCUUAUGCGACCGAUCGACAGCCCCUUCAGUCAGCGCUAUCUCGCGGUUGAUGAAAGGCAAAGACGAAGCCGCCGAAACGGUGAAACUUGAAAAAGGAAAUAAUGGAGCGAUGAAUCAUCUCAACGGAUUGGCCAACGGAAGCAUCGGCAGUAACAACAGCAACGACAUGGAUGCUGGAACGGGAUCCGAUUGCGAUUCGGAGCCUGGCCUCUCGUUGAAACAGAAGCAGCGAAGGCACAGGACUACCUUCACUGCCCAGCAAAUGGAUGAGCUGGAAAAGGCUUUCGAUCGGACUCAAUAUCCGGAUGUUUACACACGCGAAGAACUUGCCCAGCGCACUAAACUGACCGAAGCCAGAAUUCAAGUUUGGUUCAGCAACCGUCGCGCUCGCUUGCGUAAACAAGUCAGCCCGUCGUCGGCAAACAGCGGCGCUUAUCAGCCGCAACAGCAGCAAAACGUGUCCGUUCAUUCCGGAUUGACUCCAUCACCACCCGCCGCGUUACCUUCCAGCGCUGCCGGACCAUCGCCAACGGCAGUGUCCAGCAGCUAUCCAUCGUCUGCAACCAGCACCUACCCGUCCAUCCAUCAGCAUCAAACCCUGCCCGUCGCUGGAUCGGGAUUGUCCGCCGCUUCGACCAUGUUCCAGCAUCAUCACACGGCCGAUUUCGGUCCAGCAGGUCAUCAUUACGGAGCGGCCGCUAGUAGCCUAUCGCCCGCCUCGUCCUCGGUAACUCUGCCGACCGAGAUGACCUCCAUCUCGCCCAGCUAUCCAACCGACAGCCACCACUAUCAGAUGUACCAGCAUCACCAAGCGACUCAGGAGAGCUGGAACAAUUUGCAGCAGCAGCAACAACAUCAGCAGCAACAGCAACUGCAUCAUCAGGUAGCUCAACAACAACAACAACAGCAGCAAAUCCAGCAUUUGAAUCAAUGCGCUGCCGCAGCUGUGACUAAUUAUUCGUUCGACGGAAUCAACUGCUCAUCAGCCGCAGCCGCCGCCGCCGUGGCCGGUCACAUCCAUCACGGCGUCCGGCCAACUCCGUAUCACGCCACCUUCCCCUCCAUGUACGGAUGGUAUUGAUUUUCUUUUCCCUUUUUUUUUUUCGCGUUCAUUUUCAUUUGAAAUCACAUACCAACAAUGACUACUAUAAUAUGCAAAAAAUUCCAGUUAAAAUAUUCAUUCAAAUUGCCGUUUAAGAACUGCACCUGCCCGUUGUAAAUGGAACCCCGAUUUCUCUCUCUUUUAAAUGUGUAAAACUGUACAAAAAAAGAAAUGUUUUGGAUCAGAAAAAAAAACAAAUACAGUUGAACUGUUUCGACAA